GCGGGGAGAGGCGCCAGAGCGCUGACCUCCCCCGGGGGCCGUCGGGGGGCCGAGGGCGGAGCUGGCCAGCCACCGCCCUACGUGGGGGGACCGGGGACCGCUGCUAGCCCCCGCCGGCGCCCCCCACACAAUGCUCAUGCGCGCCGCCUGCCUUUAUAGCCGCCGCGGAGCCGCGCUUACCGCACUCGGGUGUAGCCGGGCGGAUCCCACGCAGGUCCACGCAGAUCCCCGCCAUGCCCUCGUCCUGGACCCCUGCUCUCUGCCUCGGUGCGUGGCUGCUGCUGCUGCUACUGCCCCGGCUCGCACGCGCCGAGGGAGCAGUUCCCAUCCCCAUCACCUGCUUUACCAGAGGCCUGGACAUCCGAAAAGAGAAAGCAGAUGUCCUCUGCCCAGGAGGCUGCUCUCUUGAGGACUUCUCUGUGUUUGGGAACAUAGUGUAUGCGUCAGUAUCCAGCAUAUGCGGGGCUGCUGUCCAUAGGGGAGUUAUUGGCAUCUCAGGGGGACCUGUGCGUGUCUACAGCCUUCCUGGUCGAGAGAACUAUUCCUCGGUAGAUGCCAAUGGCAUCCAGUCUCAGAUGCUUUCCAGAUGGUCCGCUUCCUUUGCUGUGACCAAAGGCAAAAGCAGUACCCAGGAAGCCACAGGACGGGCCGUGUCCACAGCCCACCCACCUUCAGGUAAAAGACUAAAGAAAACACCAGAGAAGAAGACCGGCAAUAAAGACUGUAAGGCAGACAUUGCAUUUCUCAUCGAUGGAAGCUUUAAUAUCGGGCAGCGCCGAUUUAAUUUGCAGAAGAAUUUUGUUGGGAAAGUGGCACUAAUGCUGGGAAUUGGAACAGAAGGACCACACGUGGGCCUCGUUCAAGCCAGUGAACACCCCAAAAUAGAAUUUUACUUGAAAAACUUUACUUCAGCCAAAGAUGUCUUGUUCGCCAUAAAAGAAGUAGGUUUCCGAGGGGGUAACUCCAACACAGGAAAAGCCUUGAAGCACACUGCUCAGAAAUUCUUUACAGCAGAUACUGGUGUGAGAAAAGGAAUACCAAAAGUGGUGGUGGUGUUUAUUGAUGGUUGGCCUUCAGAUGACAUUGAGGAAGCAGGCAUUGUGGCCAGAGAGUUUGGUGUCAAUGUAUUCAUAGUGUCUGUGGCCAAGCCCAUCCCUGAAGAACUGGGGAUGGUUCAAGAUGUUGCAUUUGUUGACAAGGCUGUGUGUCGGAAUAAUGGCUUCUUCUCUUAUCACAUGCCCAACUGGUUUGGCACUACAAAAUACGUAAAGCCUCUAGUGCAGAAGCUCUGUACCCACGAACAGAUGAUGUGCAGCAAAACCUGUUACAACUCAGUGAAUAUUGCCUUUCUGAUUGAUGGCUCCAGCAGUGUUGGAGAUAGCAAUUUCCGCCUCAUGCUAGAAUUUGUUUCUAACAUAGCGAAGACAUUUGAAAUCUCAGACAUUGGAGCCAAGAUAGCUGCUGUCCAGUUCACUUACGACCAGCGCACGGAAUUCAGUUUCACUGACUAUAACACCAAAGAGAAUGUCCUAGCUGUCCUAGCGAACAUCCGCUACAUGAGUGGUGGGACAGCUACUGGUGAUGCCAUUUCCUUUACAGUUAGAAAUGUAUUUGGUCCCAUAAGGGACAGCCCCAACAAAAACUUCCUGGUUAUUGUCACAGAUGGGCAGUCCUACGAUGAUGUCCGAGGCCCUGCUGCAGCUGCCCAUGAUGCAGGUAUCACCAUCUUCUCUGUUGGUGUGGCUUGGGCACCUCUGGAUGACCUGAAAGAUAUGGCCUCUAAACCCAAAGAGUCCCACGCUUUCUUUACCAGAGAGUUCACGGGAUUAGAACCAAUUGUCUCUGAUGUCAUUAGAGGCAUUUGUAGAGAUUUCUUAGAAUCCCAGCAAUAACUGAUACUCUGACAACUCAAGGAAUACGUACAAGGGGAUCUAAUGUGCAAACUGUACUCUCAAUGCCUAUGUAACUUUAUCGCUUACCAGUGUCAAAAAAAAAAAAUACAUUAACAGCUGUUUAAAGCAAAUGAACACUCAUUUGAAGCUGACAAUUUUGAAGCUCACAGUCUAAUUGGCCAAGACUUGAUAAUCAGGUCCUUAGGAACUCAGGAUAAGAAGAGAUGUCAUGGAUUAAAAUUGGGAGCUCAAAUAUGCAUGCAAGGGGAUAGGUAAGCUACACAGCUCAAUAAAAGAACUUGACACUUAGACACAAAGCACUGUUUCCUCUUUAAUCACUAUGCAUUGACCAUCAAGGAAAACAGAACAGCUUUUAAACACAGAUCAAGUAUAAAUAUUGUGACCCAUGUGGACGUUUUCUUAAAACCAGCCAAGAACAGACAGCUGUUACUAUGUAUACUAGUCAUAACGACACAUUGUAUGGAAUCAUGUAUCAAGCUGCUUUUGUAGUGUGUUUCGUAACUUAAUGGCUGAAAUAUCACACUGAGUAAAGGUAGGAUUGCCUGGUAUUUUUCUAUUUAUAUCCUUAAUUUUAUGUGUAUAGACAGGCAUGUACUCCAAGGACUAAGAAAAUGUUUAAGCAGGUAAUGUUUUUUUGAAAAAAGAUGUUUCAAGUAUUGUAACAGGAAAAAUACAUGGCAUAAUAGCUUGGUUGUCAGCAAUAAAACUGAUAGUGACUAAGUGCCUAUUUA
Molecule: messenger RNA, 2644 nt
Organism: Arvicanthis niloticus (Nile rat)
Lineage: Eukaryota; Metazoa; Chordata; Mammalia; Rodentia; Muridae
Gene: Coch
Product: cochlin
Source: RefSeq, a predicted model, not a curated record